Messenger RNA from Acromyrmex echinatior (Panamanian leafcutter ant), 2212 nucleotides. RefSeq lists its product as uncharacterized. NCBI's taxonomy places the organism in Eukaryota, Metazoa, Arthropoda, Insecta, Hymenoptera, Formicidae. The record is from RefSeq and is a predicted model, not a curated record.
CGCCGUUCGUUUUGCUUUGUGGUUCGUUGUCGACGUAGCGCGGUACCCUGGGAGAGAAGUAACAUUUGUGAUAGUGCUAAGCCGGCUGGAUCAGUGAUUUCCGCAAGAAGUAGAACGAGGAAAGUUCUUAUCGCUUCUUAUUGUUCCUUGUGGCCAAUUCCAUCUUAGCCAUCAUUCGAUUAUCCUUCGUAACUAUUUUAGAACAACGACGGUGGUGGUGCACGCGGUCUCUCGUGGUCCAACGAGAGCGGCUACAACGACAUCAUCAAGAGCAAGCCGGCGAGUCAGUUGGAGCUAAAUCUGCUAAAUAGCACGGCGCAGGCAAGCGAAGCAGGCGGCGGCGGAAAGUGUGGCUGUCGCUGAUGGCAGUGUGACUCCACCGAAGAAGAGGAAAAUACAGUCUGUUCAAUAAGAACGUGAUGCUCAUUAUUCUACAAAGAGCGACCGUAACGAUAUCUUCCUGAACUCGUUUGAACCUUUAUUUCGUGCUCUUUUGCGCAAUAUAUAUCCUACCAGCACAUUGUGUAGUUUACGUCAGCGAAUUUAUUAUUUUUACAAUGAGUGCCAAAUUCUUGAAGCGGUACGAGGCAGUGUUUUUAGUGAACCAUGCGAAAGGACCGGGACUGACGUAUAAAGCGGCUGCAAAAUAUAUACGGAAAUCGGAGGCAUUCGUCAAGAAGUGGGUGCAGCGAUAUUUGGAGGUUGGGAAUGUAGACAAUCUGCCGGAGAGGGGAUUAUCCCGCGCAACAACAACGAAAGAGGAUAAAGCAAUCCUGCGUCUCUUUCAAGAUAAACCAGGCAUUUCGCUGCGCUAUGCUCAAAUAAAACUUCGUAAGAAAGGAAUUGCCAUCUCUCUAAAUACGAUUCGAAAACGCCUGUGUGAAAAAAAUGUGUAUUUUCGAUCAACUUUGAAGAAGCCUUUAUUAUUGAACAGACACUUUCUUAUUGAACAGACUGUAGCUAUAAAAUCAGCGACCGCGGAUGAACCGAAGCAGACUAAGAAUAGAGACCGGCAAGCAAAAGCGAGUAAGGAGGACAAUGAGGUAGUUAGCGAGCCGGCGAGUUCGCCAAAGAAGUCACGCAGUAGACAGAGAAAUGUUGCCGAUACUACUACCGCCACGACUACCGCGAAAACCGGUACGAAAAGUAAAUCUAAGGAACAAAUCAACAAGGAACCUGAGGAAAUGACGGUAGAGAGCAACAAUGAGGAAGUGGUUGAGAAAAAAACUCGCAGCGGCAAGACCGCAGCAGUGGUGAAAAAGGCGGGAAAGAAGGCGACUGAAACAAAGUCAAAGACUAAGGUCCCAAUUGUCAGGAAGCAAACUAAGACUAAGGAUGUAGAAAAUAGUCCUGUUCAGAGGCCUCGUCGCGCGAAAAUAGUUGAAGAGAAUGAUGCGCCAGCACAGCCCAUUGCAAAGGUAUCUAGGAAACGUAAAAAUGUGGAGGAUACGAAUGAAGCUAUUGCAGAGAUACAGACUAUCAAGGAGAACGAAGAAGAGGUAGAGGAGAAUGAAGCAAAAGCCAGUAAAAAACUUCGUGGAAGACAGAAGAAAAUGGAAACUUCUAAUGCACCUGUUGUGACCUCUAAAGGAAGAUCCAGGAAGAAUCCUGCAGAAGAAAUUGUUAAAUCACCACCAAAGAAAACAGAAAGAAAAAAACAAAAUAGCAAGGAACAAAAUGCAGCGAUACAGAAAGAUAAUACAAAAACAAAAAAUGUGAAAAAUACAAAAAAAGGAAAGACACAAAAAGCGGCUUCUAAAAGAAAACUUAAUGCUGUGAUAGAAGAGGUCAAUGAUGAUCAGGCAGAAGAAUCGAAUGAGGCAGAAGCGGUAACAACAUCUGAAGUGGAUGUCAAAGAAAAUGGAGAAGCACAUAUGGCAGAACCUAAACAAAAGAAGAGAAAUGUAGGUGAAGCCAAAGGAAAACAGAAAAAAGCACAAGUAAUUGCAUCUGUUAAUGAGGAAGAAGCAACACAAGAUGUAACUGCAGAGAAUGAAGCUAUUAAAACAAAUGUAAUAUCAGAAAUUGAUGAAAAUGAUACAAUUGUUUCUUCGAGUAAAGAUGAUAUUUUAGAGAACGAAAAAGAAAAAGAUGUCAGUGAUGUAAAUUCGAUAAAAGAAGAAUCUACCUCAGAAAUAUCAAAUAAUGAAAGAGCAGCAAGUUUUGUAUGCCUUUAAAAAAUACAGUUAAAAAUACUGUUAAAAAAUUGGAU